Aspergillus pseudonomiae is the source of this 2553-nucleotide messenger RNA. RefSeq lists its product as uncharacterized. The coding region runs from base 1 to 2553 and encodes 850 amino acids. The record is from RefSeq and is a predicted model, not a curated record. The transcript has 11 exons. Lineage: Eukaryota; Fungi; Ascomycota; Eurotiomycetes; Eurotiales; Aspergillaceae. Gene Ontology annotation, biological process: transmembrane transport. Gene Ontology annotation, molecular function: transmembrane transporter activity.
AUGACCACACCAACUGCUCCCCCGAUCCUGGACUUCUCUGCUUUCUACGGUAGCGACAACGACGCAAAGGCCAAGUUGGUGGAGGAGGUGCGCAAGUGCUGCCACUAUAAUGGCUUCUUCCAGAUUACGGGCCAUCGCGUGCCGCUCGACCUGCAGCGGCGCGUUAUGAAAUGCUCCAAACGCUUCUUCGACUUGCCUUUGGAAGAGAAAAUGCAAAUUGACAAAAAUCUGAACACCUUUAACCGCGGCUACGAGCUGCUGCGAUCCCAAAUGCUCGAAGCAGGCACCGGCCCCGAGCUGAAAGAAGGGCUGUACAUUGGCGAGGAGAUCCCCGAGGAUCACCCAUACUUUGUCCAGAAGAAGCUGAACAGUGGUCCUAAUCAAUGGCCACAGACGGUGCCCGACCAAGCGGAGUUCCAGCUGACAACGAUGGAAUACUACCACGCGGUAUUCGAGCUCGCGAAAGACGUGCUGGGUGUGGUUGCGUUAACGCUCGGUGUGGACUCGACCUUCUUCGAGCCUCUCACCCAAGGCGCUGUUGCCACGAUGCGCUAUCUCCACUAUCCCGCGCAACCGAAGGACCAGGAUGAGAAACUGAAUCGUGGAAUUGGCGCCCAUACCGACUUUGGAUGCGUCACUCUGCUCCUGCAGGAUGAAGUGGACGGCUUGCAGGUCUUGGACAUGCCUACUGGACAGUGGCUUGAUGUUAAGCCGGUCGAGGGAGCCUACGUCGUAAACCUGGGCGACCUGUUCAUGCGCAUGGCCAACGAUAAAUACAAGUCGAAUAUUCACCGCGUGAUUAACAAGUCGGGCCGUGAGAGAUAUUCGAUUCCUUUUUUCUUUAGUGGAAACCCAGACUACCUUUGCGAGUGCCUACCCAACUGUCGCGCACCGGGCGAGCCAGCCAAAUACCCACCCAUCACCGUCCAGGAGAGGGUGACCGAAGCCUACAAGGAAAGCUAUGGUCGGGCAGAAAAAUACAAGAAGCAGCUGAAGAUGCAGGCCCUGGGAGAUAAAGCCGCUGGCAAUAUCAUUGCCCUCGAUGACCAUGAAGCUGAUGAAUUCUAUGGCUCUUCUACCACCCAGGCAUACCGCCUCAAGUCAGAGCUGGUAGGAAGUUGCAUGGAACAGAUUGGCAUGGGAAGGUUUCAGUGGAAGCUUUUUGUAGUAACCGGCUUUGGAUGGAUUGUGGAUAACUUUGCUUCCCAAGGUAUUGGCAGCGUCCAGCCUCCCAUUGAACAGGAGCUUCCGGACAUUGUCAGUGUCAGCUAUAGCUCAUUGGCCUACUACGCCGGUCUCAUUCUCGGUGCAUCUUUCUGGGGCAUCUCCAGCGACUUAAUCGGUCGAAGACCCGCGUUCAACUAUACAGUCCUUAUUGCAGGUAUCUUCCUCUGCGCUGUGGCGGGAUCUACGAACUUCGUGACCUUCAGUGCUCUCUGGGCCGUUAUUGGUACCGCGGCUGGAGGGAACGUACCGGUGGGUUCGAUGAUGUUCUUGGAGUUUGUUCCCAGGAGCCACCAAUAUCUUCUCACUGCAUUGACCGCAUGGUGGAGCCUAGGUCAAUUGAUUGUCUCCUUGGUGGCAUGGGUCUUCUUGGCCAACUUCAGCUGCCCAACAGACGCGACUCCAGCAACUUGUCCCCGUCGCGAGAAUAUGGGAUGGCGGUAUACGAUGAUUACACUUGGUAGCAUGGCCCUUCUCUUCACAUUACUACGUCUGUUUGUUUUCAAGCUCCCGGAGACUCCACGAUACCUGCUGUCUCAGGGUAGGGACGAAGAUGCGGUGGCGGCAGUCAACCAUGUUGCUCGACAGAAUGGAAGGCCAGAGCCCUUGACAAUUGGCAUGCUUCGCGAAAUCGAUAUGCGGCUAGGCGCUACGCCUAGUGAAAAUGGAGCACACGCACGACUUUCCACCAAGCAAGUGGUCUCGGAAAACCUGCGAUCCUUCAGGGGUGAACAUUACCGCGCUCUGUUUGCAACAUCGAAGCUUUGCAGACAUACCAUAAUUACUUGGGUUAUAUGGCUAACCAUCGGCAUCGGAUACCCUCUAUACUUCAACUUCCUCCCGUCGUAUUUAGCAACCAAGUUUACCCAGAGCUCGACUCUCGAUCUAACAUACCGCAACUACUGCAUCACCUCCGCCGUGGGAAUCGUCGGUCCCCUAUCCGCUGCUGUAGGAGUCAACACGACGCUCGGCCGCAGGUAUAUGAUGGGGAUCUCGUCUGUGGUGACUGCCGUGUUCCUUUUCGCCUACGUGGGGGUCAAUAGCUCCACGGCCAGUCUGGCUUUCUCCUGUAUCACCAGUAUACUGGCGAACUUUGAGUAUGCUGUUAUGUUCGCCUUCACCCCUGAAUCCUUCCCAGCUCCCCACCGUGGUACCGGGACUGGCACCGCAUCAGCUCUUCUGCGCCUUGGGGGUUUAGUGGCUAGUCUCAUCUCCUCUCAGACCGGAUUUACCAGCGCCCCGAUUUAUGCCAGCGCUGCAAUGUGGGUGACGGUGGGCGCUCUCUCUUUCGGGUUACCGUUUGAGACGCAUGGUCAUGAGGCACUGUAA